Molecule: messenger RNA, 6135 nt
Organism: Sorex araneus (European shrew)
Lineage: Eukaryota; Metazoa; Chordata; Mammalia; Eulipotyphla; Soricidae
Gene: ZNF74
Product: zinc finger protein 74
Exons: 5
Coding region: 3835-5820 (661 amino acids)
Biological process (GO): regulation of transcription by RNA polymerase II
Molecular function (GO): DNA-binding transcription factor activity; RNA polymerase II cis-regulatory region sequence-specific DNA binding
Source: RefSeq, a predicted model, not a curated record
AGUAUAUGGAUGCCCGAAACAUCAUAGCACAGCGACCACCAGCCUCACUCCCCACCAGGAAUGGCCCCUGUGUCCCUCCAUCACUCAUCCUUUCUUUCUGAAGACGCUUGCCUAUGCUCAGUGUAUGAUUCUGCUCGGUUGAGUGUGUCUGCUCGGUUGAGUGUGUCUGGGACCGGUUCAGAGCGCUGGAGCAUCUGCCUGGCACGAUGACCCCUGAGUCUGAUCCUUGGCACCAUGUUUCCCGCACCCCCAGCACCACCUACCGACUCCCAAGGAUGGGUCAGUCAGAGCAGCACCAUGUCACUCAGGCUUCUCCUAUGGCCUGCCCUGUUGGCCUGACCUGAUGUAGCCCCCUCUGAUAGCUGAUAGCUGUUCAUCUCCAAGACCUGGGAAGCAAAUGUAUGAAUAGGGUGAAACAGGCCUGAGAACAGGAGCUUCUUAGAAACCCCAGCAAGAUUUGAUUCCUGGUUUUUGGUUUGAUGCCCCUCAGUGCCUGAUCCCCCAAGCACCACAGGGAGUACCCCCUGAGCAUUGUCAUGGGAGUAGCCCCCAAAUCAACAUUGGCAAUGAAGACAGAAAAGGGCAUCAUAUAAUAAUGAAAGAGUCAAUCCAUCUAAAAGACAUAACAAUGCUAAACAUAAUGAGCUGAACAACAUAAGUGUACCUAUCAACAGGGCCUCAAAAAUAUAUGAAGCAAAAUGGACACAAUUGUAUAUAAAGGGAGAAUAGUUCAGCAAUAGGAGUCGUGGGCUUUAGUAUCUUGCUUUCAGUAGUGAGCAGAAUAGCACAACGUUUCAGAAAUAAAGAACACUAUAAACCAAAUAAUCUAACAGACAUGGGGCUGGAGCGAUAGCACAGCAGGUAGGGCGUUUGUCUUGCACACGGCUGACCCGGGUUCGAUUCCCAGCAUCCCAUAUGGUCCCCUGAGCACUGCCAGGAGUAAUUCCUGAGUGCAGAGCCAUGAGUAACCCCUGAGCAUUGCCGGGUGUGACCCAAAAAUCUUAAAAAAAAUCUAACAGACAUGUGUAGAAUGUGGGACCGGAGAGAAUGGGGGUUAAGGGGUUAACCUUGUAAACAGAGGGCCCCAGUGUGAUCCCCAGCACCACACAUGGUCCCUUGAAGACCGGCAAGAGUUACCCCUGGUCCAGAGUCAGCUGUAAGCCCUGAGCACAACUGGAUGAGACAAAAACCAAGAAACAAAGACAUCUGUCGAAUAUUCUAUCCGACAACAGCAAAUACAGAAAGGACAUAGGACAUUCUCUAAGAGAGAUCAUAAAACAAUAUUCAAUACAUUUAAAAUGAGUUAAAUAAUGCAAAAUUUGUUUUCUGAGAACAUAGGGGUAAACUGAAAGUCAAAAGCAAUGAAAAUUUGGAAAAUUUCCAUUGCUCCUAAGUACCCAAUUAGGGAAGAAAUCACAAGGGAAAUUAGAGAAUAUUUUGAGUGAGAUGAAAAUUAAAACACAACAUACCAAGACUUCAGGGAUGUAGCAGAAGUGCUGGUUAGAGAGAAUUAUAGCAGCAAGUAACUCAUUAAAAAAGAAGAAGGCAGGCCGGGAGAUGCCCAAAGUGCUGAAGCAACACUGCAUUUGGGAGUCCUGGCUUUGACCCCCAGAACCACAUGGGCGUCACUGGGUGCUUCCCCUGAGCACUGCACCAGAAGUAAUUCCCAGCACUGCUGGUUGUGGCCCAAAACAAAAAGCAAAGGAAGCAGAAAACUUCUGUUGCACAGUAAUGUAACUUUACACCUUGUUAGAGUAGAAAAAGCAAACAGAAACAACAGCAAAGUAUUAAAGUAUUAGAGUAAAGAUAAAUAAGAUGUGAAAAAUGAGAAAGUAAUGAAUGAGAUUUUUUUUUAUUUUAUUGAAUUACCCUGUGAUAGUUACAAGCUUUCAUGUUUGGGUUACAAUAGCACAAUGAUCAAACACCAUCCCUCCACCAAUGCACAUUCCCCACCACCAGUAUCCCUGGUAUACUCCCCCUUUCCCACCCUCCCCCUGCCUCCAUGGCAGACAAUAUUCCCCAUACUCUCUCUCUACUUUUGGGCAUUAUGGCUUGCAACACAGACACUGAGAGGUCAUCAUGUUUGGUCCAUUAUCUACUUUCAGCACACAGAAAGAUGUUUUUUUUUUCUUAAAUCAACUAAAUUGACAAAUCUUUAGUUAGGUUAACUAAGAAUAAAGAAGAGAUGAUGUAAAGGAUGAAAAUCCAAAACAAAGAGGGAACAUUAAUACUAACCAAAUGAAAUAGACUAAUUCCUAGAAAGACCAACUACCAAAACUUACUCAAGAAAGGAUAGGCAGGGGCAGUGGGUAUGAAGUAGUGAUAGUACAGGUAUUAAGUGCUUCAUUUGCAUCUGGCCAACUCAGGUUUGAUCCCGGGCACCCCAUAUGGUCUCUUGAGCAUCUCCAGGAGUGAUUCCUAAGUGUAGAGCCAGGAGUAAGCCUACAGCACAUCUGAGUGUGGUCAAAAACAAAAAGAGAAGGAAGGAAGGACAGACAGACUUUCUGCUUUUCAGAUAAAAUCAAGUGCAGUACCUUUUUUUUUUUUUCUGGACCUAUGUAAAAAAAAUACCUCUAGGAGAACCCGGCAAGCUACCUAGAGUAUCCUGCCCGCACUGCAGGGCCUGGCAAGCUACCCGUGGCAUAUUCAAUAUGCCAAAAAUAGUAAGAAUGGGUCUCAUUCCCCUGACCCUGAAAGAGCCUCCAUCGUUGGGAAGGACGAGUAAGGAGAGGCUGCUAAAAUCUCAGGGCUGAGUGUAAUAGAGACGUUACUGGUGCCCGCUCGAGUAAAUCCAUGAACAACGGGAUGACAGUGAUACAGUGAUGUAAAAAAAAAAAAAAAAAAAAAGGUAGAAAGAGAUGAGGGAGAUCCAGACAGAGAAAGGAGAGGAGAGAUACAGUAUCCAUUCUUAUUCAGCUUAAGAAGAAGAAAGAGGGGCUGAAGAGAUAUUGCUAGAGGGCAGGACACUGGCCUUGCAUGCGGCUGACCCAGGUUUGAACCUCGGCAUCCUAUAUGGAUCCCUGAACCUGCCAGGAAUAAUUGUAGUAAGCGUAGAGCCAGGAGUAAGCUCCGAGCACCGCCGUGUGUGGCCCAAAAUCAAAAAAGGAAAAAAAAAAAAAAAGAAGCUGCAGAAGCUGUGCUGGCAGUGCCCCUGGAAAGCCUUUGAGUGAUACUAGAGCCCACCAGCGCACCACCUCUACUAUCCCUGGCACCGCACCCUUUGUCCACUUACAACUAGAGACGCCUGUAGCGGCUCAACAUGACAGCUGAACUACAGUUCCCAGCAGGCGAUGCAGACGUCAUAGCAGAGCGCCAGACGACAUCUGGGAAAAAAAUUCGCGACCUGCGCGGCGCAAGGGGCUUCGGGAGUUGUAGUUCACGGCAGUUCUGCGCAGACGCACUUUCCUGCUGGGGGCCGCCGGGUUGCUUCUUUGUGGUGGUCGCUGUCCUUUUGAAGGAGGCGAGUAGACACGAGCAUCUGCCCCAGCGCUAGGCGGUCUAUCAGUGUGCCCCGAGCCCGUGUGCUGUCCCCGCUCCGCGCCUGCUGUCGGCUGAGCCCAAGCCCGCCCCGGGUCCCUUGGAGAACUAUGAGGAGCUGCGCGAGGCGCGGGUGAUGGGGAGAGAUCUACCGGGGCUGCGGGGCGCUGGCCGAGCCCGCCUGACCCCGGUCUCGGGGUACGUGCUCAUGCAGCCGUGAGUGGUGUGCCACCGCUCGGUCGCCCGGACAGAAGCUGACCCUGAGUCCCGGGAGCCGGACCCGCCCCUCCGGGCCUGCCUGGAGCGCAAGAGGCUGCCUAACUGCCCACGCCUCCUGGGGCCGCUGCUGGGGGCGCCAUGGAGACCCCUGCACAGAAACCUGAGGAGCCAGCUCCACCCUCCCAGGAGCUCGCCCUUGCCCUGCAGGAGAGUCCAGAGGAUGAAUUGGGUGCGGGUCUGCAGGAUGCUGGCCCCAAGGAACCGGUGACUUUCAAGGAUGUGGCUGUGGACUUCACCCAGGAGGAGUGGGGGCAGCUGGACUCCCUGCAGAGGGCCCUGUACCGCGAUGUGAUGCUGGAGAACUACCAGAACCUCCUGGCCCUGGGGCCUCCAGUGUGCAAGCCAGACAUCAUCUCCCAUCUGGAGCAUGGUGAGGAGCCGUGGUGGGUGCCCGUCAGCGUCCCUGGAGGACCUUGUCCAGAGCCGGAGCCCUCUCCCCUGCCGGUGGUCUGCAAGAACGAGCCUGCUCCGGAGCACGUGACUGGGUGGCUGCUGAGAACCUGCCCCCACGGCUCCAGUCCCAGGGCUGGGUGGUCCUGGGAGAGCCCGACAGGAGCUCCAGCCAGAGUGGAGGCCGUGCUGGGGAGGCGGCUACUGGACAGCUGUGGGGACGUCCCUCCAGAGGACAGCUGGCUGGGACCAGAGGCAUCAGAGGCAGCAUCCCCCCUGAGGGCUGCUCUCUUGGCCCCGCAGAGCCUCCCCGUGCCCGGAAAGCUGCCUGCCCCUCAGCGCCCAGGGACUUUGCAACCUGUGGCGGAGGCCGCCUCCGAGCUCCCGCGCUCCGGGAACAGCAUGUGCAAGUCAGGGGCGCCCAGGAAGUCCCCGGCGGGGCCCCAGCCCAGGCAGGGCCCCGGGGAGGAGCGGUUCGUGUGCAGCGAGUGCGGGAAGGCCUUCGGGCAGAGCGCGGCGCUGGCACUGCACCAGCGCUGGCACGGCCGGGAGAAGGCGUACAAGUGUAAGGAGUGCGGCAAGGCCUUCACGUGGAGCACCAACCUCAUCGAGCACCAGCGCAUCCACACGGGCGAGAAGCCCUUCUUCUGCGGCGAGUGCGGCAAGGCCUUCAGCUGCCACUCGUCGCUGAACGUGCACCAGCGCAUCCACACGGGCGAGCGGCCCUACAAGUGCACGGUCUGCGAGAAGGCCUUCAGCUGCAGCUCGCUGCUCAGCAUGCACCGGCGCGUGCACACGGGCGAGAAGCCCUACCGCUGCGGCGAGUGCGGCAAGGCCUUCAGCCAGCGCACGCACCUCACCCGCCACCACCGCAUCCACACCGGGGAGAAGCCCUACGCCUGCAGCGCCUGCGGCAAGGCCUUCACGUGCCACUCGUCGCUGAGCGUGCACGAGAAGAUCCACAGCGGGGACAAGCCCUUCAAGUGCACUGAGUGCGACAAGGCCUUCAACAGCCGCUCCCGCCUGACGCUGCACCAGCGCGUGCACACGGGCGAGAAGCCCUUCACGUGCAGCGCCUGCGGCAAGGGCUUCAGCUGCCACUCGUACCUGCUGGUGCACCAGCGCAUCCACAGUGGCGAGAAGCCCUUCAAGUGCAACGAGUGCGGCAAGGCCUUCAGCUCCCACUCAUACCUGAUCGUGCACCAGCGCGUGCACACGGGCGAGAAGCCCUAUGACUGCAGCAAGUGCUGGAAGGCCUUCAGCUGCCACUCCUCGCUCAUCGUGCACCAGCGCGUGCACACGGGCGAGAAGCCCUACAAGUGCGCCGAGUGCGGCAAGGCCUUCAGCCAGAACCACUGCCUGCUCAAGCACCAGAAGGUGCACUCUGGGGACGCCAAGGUGCUCAAGCUCAAGCGCGAGCCCUGCGCAGAGCUGGGCUGGGGCAGCCUCCUCCGGGAGCACCAGACAGCUCAGGGCCCCGAAAAGCCCUUUGCCAUCCAGUUUGACAAGCACUUACUGGGCACCUACUACAUGCCCGGUAGCCUCCUGGGAGCAGGGAGUCCGGGGGUGAGCAGCGUGGAACCCAUAAACACCCUGAACGUUGCAAAACUCCUGUGUGCCGUGGAGACUCCGGCCAGCAGGAAUUUCCCACCAGGAACCAAACCGGGAAAUUAGCGUGGCUUUUGCCCUCUGCCGAGCACAGAGGCUCUCGCCUGCCCCAGGGUCCCAUGCUCCAAGGCCUUUCCCUUCCCCAGGAAGGGUCACGUGUCAGGAGUGGGGAAUGUGGGCACUUGGAGGCACUGGUCUCCCUGAUGGGUCUGGGAGCUACUGAGAAGGCCAUGGGAAUGGCUGUUUCCUGCAGACAGGAGGCAAGUCAGCCUACCGUGCGCUGGGGCAGUCUCCUGGCACAGUUUUGAUCAGGGAUUACACCUGUAAACUGUUAGGGUUAGCUAUUAUGCUCACAAUAAAACCGAAGACUUACGAACAGUG